AUGGCGUCUCCACCUGCCAUCCCCGUGGUGCCUGGUAACCUCUCUGGGCCGAGGGGCCUGCAGCCUCCGGAGCCCCUGCCACCGUCCAGGCAGCUGCCGGAGCUGAUCCGCAAGAAGCGGGACGGAGGCCACCUGAGUGAGGCGGACAUCAGGGGCUUUGUGCGCGCGGUGGUGGACGGGAGCGCGCAGGGCGCGCAGAUCGGGGCCAUGCUGAUGGCCAUCCGGCUGCGAGGCAUGGAUCCGGAGGAGACCGCUGUGCUGACCCAGGCUCUGGCCAGGUCUGGCCAGAAGCUGGAGUGGCCAGAGGCCUGGCACCCGCAUCUUGUGGACAAACAUUCCACAGGAGGCGUGGGCGACAAGGUCAGCCUAGUCCUGGCUCCGGCCCUGGCUGCUUGUGGCUGCAAGGUGCCAAUGAUCAGCGGACGUGGUCUAGGGCACACAGGGGGAACUUUGGAUAAACUGGAGUCUAUUCCUGGGUUCAAUGUCGUCCAGAGCCCAGAGCAGAUGAAGCUGCUGCUGGAGCAAGUAGGCUGUUGCAUUGUGGGUCAGAGUGAGAAGCUGGUUCCGGCCGAUGGAGUCCUCUAUGCUGCCCGAGACGUGACAGCCACUGUGGACAGCCUUCCACUCGUCACAGCCUCCAUCCUCAGCAAGAAGGUCGUGGAGGGGCUGUCUGCUCUGAUCGUGGACGUUAAGUUUGGUGAGGCCGCCCUCUUCCCAGAUCAAGAGCAGGCCAGGGAGCUGGCAAGGACGCUGGUUGGCGUCGGAGCGGCACUGGGGCUCCGGGUGGCCGCCGCCCUGACCGCCAUGGACAGCCCCCUGGGCCGGAGCGUCGGCCACUCCUUGGAGGUGGAGGAGGCGCUGCUUUGCUUGGAUGGUGCGGGGCCGCCGGAUCUGCGGGAGCUGGUCACCGGGCUCGGCGGCGCCCUGCUCUGGCUCAGCGGGCAGGCGGAGGCCCAGGCCCGGGGCGCCGCUCGAGUGGCCGCGGCGCUGGACGACGGCUCGGCGCGAGGCCGUUUCCAGCAGAUGCUGGCGGCGCAGGGCGUGAAGCCGGCGCUGGCGCGGGCGCUGUGCUCCGGGAGCCCCGCGCGGCGCCGCCAGCUGCUCCCGGGCGCCCGGGACCAGGAGGAGCUGCGCGCGCCCGCGGACGGUACGGUGGAGCGCAUCCGGGCGCUGCCGCUGGCGCUGGUGCUGCACGAGCUGGGGGCCGGGCGCAGCCGCGCCGGGGAGCCGCUCCGGCUCGGAGUGGGCGCCGAGCUGCUGGUGGCCGUGGGCCAGAGGCUGCGCCGCGGGACGCCCUGGCUCCGGGUGCAUCGAGACGGCGCCGCGCUCAGCGGCUCGCAGCGCCGCGCCCUGCAGGGGGCGCUGGUGCUGUCCGACCGCGCGCCCUUCGCGGCGCCCUCGCCCCUCGCCGAGCUCAUCUUGCCGCCCGGCCCUGCGCCGGAAGCCGCCCAGGUGCGGACCCCGGGGUCAGUGUGGACGGGAGCCGACCCGAGGACGGCCGGGCCCCGGGAGCCCCGUGCGUGCCGGACGCCGCCGCCGCGGGACGCGGGCCGCAGGGCCGCGGCGCCCCGGGGAGGCCGGGAAGGGCCGGGGGUGGCGGGCCCGCUGUCGCGGCUCCACAGGGUGCGGGCCCGCGCCAGCCUGGCGCCGCCUCCGCCGCGGGACCUCCGUUGA
Molecule: messenger RNA, 1674 nt
Organism: Dipodomys spectabilis (banner-tailed kangaroo rat)
Lineage: Eukaryota; Metazoa; Chordata; Mammalia; Rodentia; Heteromyidae
Gene: Tymp
Product: thymidine phosphorylase
Exons: 10
Coding region: 1-1674 (557 amino acids)
Biological process (GO): pyrimidine nucleobase metabolic process; pyrimidine nucleoside metabolic process
Cellular component (GO): cytosol
Molecular function (GO): 1,4-alpha-oligoglucan phosphorylase activity; pyrimidine-nucleoside phosphorylase activity
Source: RefSeq, a predicted model, not a curated record